AUGACUAUGGAGCGAUCAUGCACCCAGUGUCAUCAGCGCAAAGUCCGAUGUAGCAAGACGCUGCCCUGCUCGGCGUGCGUGCGUCUCGGGGCGACGUGUCGAUUCCCCACCACCGACGCCAACGCUCAUCGGCCUCGGAGGGUUCAAAAAAUCACCAUCACCGAUCGGAUUGCUCAGCUGGAACGGAGUCUGACGAUUUUAGCAAACAGUGCUGGGCCCUUGCAAGGUCCUGAGAAUCCGAACGUCCGAGACACGUCCACGACGUUACUGCCAGAACCACCGCAAUCUCCCAAUCGCGCACAGGAGGUUCUUGUUCCGGACGGUGCUUCGACUCGCUACAUCAAUGAAACAUUCCUGUCGCAGAUCCUGGACAAAGAAAGGGCCCUUUACAAAGUCAUAGGUACUCCACGGGAGACGGAGGAAAUCACCUCAGGCUUGCGACCGGAAGGCCUGUUGGCAAGCUCCAGACGCCCUACAAAUUGGAGUAACGAGUUGGAGCUUUCGCGCUGGCAGUCUGCACAGUUAUGGCAGAUAUAUCGCAACAAUGUCGACCCCGUAGUCAAAAUUCUUCACCUGCCGACGGUGGAGCCGCUGGUGUAUGCGACCAUGAAUGGUGAAGGUUCGGACGACUGCAGGGCUCUUCUGUUUGCCAUUUACUUUGCUGCUGUGACCAGCCUGUCGGAGGUCGACGCCGCAAACCUCCUCGGUCGCGAUAGACGAUCCUGCUUACUGGACUUCCAAGCCUGUAUUGAAAAGGUUGUAAUCGACGCCGCCUGUCUGGACGCGCCGACCAUGUUGUCCCUGCAGGCCCUAGCAAUCUAUAUCGUGAGAUUAGCCUGUCCCAUCCCUGCGCAAUCGAACUGA
Messenger RNA from Aspergillus oryzae RIB40, 864 nucleotides. RefSeq lists its product as uncharacterized. Gene Ontology annotation, molecular function: DNA-binding transcription factor activity, RNA polymerase II-specific; zinc ion binding. Lineage: Eukaryota; Fungi; Ascomycota; Eurotiomycetes; Eurotiales; Aspergillaceae. The transcript has a single exon. The record is from RefSeq and is a predicted model, not a curated record. Gene Ontology annotation, biological process: regulation of DNA-templated transcription. The coding region runs from base 1 to 864 and encodes 287 amino acids.